Molecule: messenger RNA, 1266 nt
Organism: Hyalella azteca
Lineage: Eukaryota; Metazoa; Arthropoda; Malacostraca; Amphipoda; Hyalellidae
Gene: Naxd
Product: ATP-dependent (S)-NAD(P)H-hydrate dehydratase
Exons: 4
Coding region: 205-1140 (311 amino acids)
Biological process (GO): metabolite repair
Molecular function (GO): ATP-dependent NAD(P)H-hydrate dehydratase activity
Source: RefSeq, a predicted model, not a curated record
CGCUGACUUCUCAGUCGGGCGCUGCCAACUCCGUCUAGCACUCGCCUCUUGCCGACACGCUCCCUAAAUCGUUCGAAAACUUCAUGUGUUCGUCUGUAAUUACGUUCCAUAAAUUAAUUUCUACUAUCCGCAAAAGAAAUCUCGAUCGACAGUAACGUGCUGACAACUUGGUGAUCAGGACGACAAGAAGGCGCUGUGGACGGCAUGGACGGCGACGGGUCGUCCCCAACACCACAGCAGCUGCUGGCUGCCGUCGGGGCCAUCAUACCACCCAUGUCGCCCUCCGCCCAUAAGGGCCAGGCAGGGCGGGUGGGCGUGGUGGGAGGGUCGCUCGAGUACACCGGAGCGCCGUACUUCGCCGCCACCACGGCGCUGCGCUGCGGUGCUGACCUCGCGCAUGUCUUCUGCGCACGAGACGCCGCGGCGCCCAUCAAAGCGUACUCCCCUGAACUGAUCGUGCACCCAGCCCUGGACUGCCCUGACCCCAUGUCGGAGAUCAGCGUUUGGUUGCCACGUCUGCACUCCCUCCUGCUGGGGCCAGGCUUGGGGCGCCGUCCUCAGAUCUUUGCUACCCUCAACCACAUCAUCCAGGACGCCAUCGACAAGCAGAUCCCAAUGGUAUUUGACGCCGAUGCUUUAUUUUACCUCAAUGAUAACUUCGAUGUUUUGAAGGGAUACAGAAACGUGAUUCUUACGCCCAACCGCGUCGAGUUCGCUCGGCUCUACCGCAGUGUUUUGAAGCGCGACCUGCGAGCAGACGACAUCGAGGUCGAGAACAUCGAGCAGCUCGCCAAGCACUUGGGGGUUACGAUUCUGUGCAAAGGGCAGACAGACAUCAUCGUGGGGGAUGACGUCAUCCUCACCUGUAACGUCACGGGCGCCCCAAGACGGUGUGGAGGACAAGGCGACGUUUUGUCAGGAGCCACAGCCCUGUUUUAUUAUUGGGCCCACGGGACAUCAGUGGCCUGCCAUAACACGCCCCUGCCUCUGCCUGCUGGCCCGUUGGCAGCCUGGGCAGCGGCGGCUCUCACUCGCACCGCCAUGAAAAUUGCCUUCAAAAACACGGGUCGCGGUACCCUGACCAACGACGUCCUCAGCAUCGUGCCUGCCGCGUUCUCGGCUCUCUUCGGCAACAAGUAGCCGACGCUUCAUUGUAGCCUCUUCUACCGUCACACAUUUCAUCUCCACAAGAAGUAUAAACUAUAUCUAAAUACUUCUUGUGCAUACAAACCUAUUCCUUUGAUUAACAAAUUUAUGAAUUAAAAA